UUUCUUUCUUUCUUUUUUUUUUUUUAGUCUUAUUUGUUUUGGAAACCCUGUCGGGCUCCAAAGGCAAUGGGUUCCCGGCUCCUCCGGAGCGCGACCCCAGCAGCCUUUCCCGUGUCGAAUCUGGCGCUCGGAACGUCCAGGCUUCACGGCGGCCCGGAACCUGGAAGGGGCGGGGUGGGCAGCCUGGAGUUUAAUGUUUAAUUACGCGCGGGGGAAGCACGGCCCUUCGGACUUUGGCGUCUGGAGGAAGGCUUAUCGUAGGCGGGAGCGAGUGUGGCGCAGGUCCGGGCUGGCCGGGGCCCGCUCUGAGCCAGUGGGGCGACGCACGUUGGUCCAACCGGCGCCCUCGGCCCCCGGCCCCCAGCCCUUGGGAGCUCGCGCAACAUGGCGGCCCCCGGAGCGCGCGGGGCGAGCCUCUCGGGCCUGCUGCCCGCGCAGACCUCGCUCGAAUACGCCCUGCUGGACGCCGUCACCCAGCAGGAGAAGGACGAGCUGGUCUACCAGUAUCUGCAGAAGGUAGACGGCUGGGAGCAGGACCUAGCGGUGCCCGAGUUUCCGGAAGGACUAGAAUGGCUGAACACGGAAGAGCCUCUUUCCAUUUACAAGGACCUGUGUGGGAAAGUGGUUAUCCUUGAUUUCUUCACCUACUGCUGCAUUAACUGUAUCCAUGUGCUGCCUGACCUCCAUGCCCUGGAGCGCAGAUUCUCUGAUAAAGAUGGCCUUCUGAUUGUCGGCGUUCACUCAGCUAAGUUUCCAAAUGAAAAGGUCCUGGACAAUAUCAAGAGUGCUAUCCUUCGAUACAACAUCACCCAUCCUGUGGUUAACGACACAGAUGCCAGCCUUUGGCAAGAGCUUGAAGUCUCCUGCUGGCCAACACUGGUCAUACUGGGACCCCGUGGAAACCUGCUGUUUUCUUUGAUUGGAGAAGGACACAAAGAUGAACUAUUUUCAUAUACGUCUAUUGCUUUAAAGUAUUACAAAGACAGGGGACAGAUCAGAGAUGGAAAAAUCAGAAUAAAACUUUUUAAAGAGUCUCUGCCGCCUUCACCGUUGCUGUUCCCUGGCAAGGUAGCAACAGACCGUGCUACUGGUCGGCUGGUGGUAGCAGACACAGGCCACCACAGAAUCUUGGUCAUCCAGAAGAAUGGGCAGAUUCAGUGCAGCAUUGGAGGACCUAAUCCUGGAAGGAAAGAUGGGAUGAUUUCAGAGUCGUCUUUUAAUUCUCCACAGGGUGUAGCUAUAGCAGAUAAUGUCAUCUAUGUGGCCGACACUGAAAACCACCUUAUAAGAAAGAUAGACCUCGAAGCUGAGAGGGUGACUACUGUAGCCGGCGUUGGUGUUCAAGGCACAGAUAAGGAAGGGGGCGAGGAGGGAGAGAAGCAGCCCAUCAGCUCCCCAUGGGAUGUCGCGCUUGGGACCUCAGGUUCAGAAGUCCCAAGAAAUGACAUCCUGUGGAUAGCUAUGGCAGGGACUCAUCAGAUAUGGGCACUACUCCUGGACUCUGGCACACUGCCAAAGAAAAGUGACCUCAAAAAAGGAACCUGCCUUCGUUUUGCUGGAAGUGGAAAUGAAGAAAACCGAAACAAUGCAUAUCCUCACAAGGCAGGCUUUGCCCAGCCGUCAGGCCUGGCUCUCGCCUCAGAAGAACCCUGGAACUGCCUCUUUGUGGCCGACAGCGAGAGCAGCACUGUGAGGACCGUCUCGCUGAGAGACGGAGCUGUGAAGCACCUCGUAGGCGGAGAGCGAGACCCCAUGAAUUUAUUUGCUUUUGGUGAUGUUGAUGGAGUAGGCAUCAAUGCGAAGCUUCAGCAUCCACUUGGGGUUGCAUGGGAUGAGAAGAGGCAACUGCUCUAUGUGGCAGACUCCUAUAAUCACAAGAUUAAAGUUGUGGAUCCAAAAACAAAAGGCUGUAGAACGUUAGCGGGGACUGGAGAGGCCAGUGAUGGCAGUUCCAGCUUUGCGGAGUCAGCCUUUAAUGAGCCCGGAGGCUUGUGCAUUGGUGAGAGUGGUCGGCUGUUAUAUGUAGCGGACACUAAUAAUCACCAAAUUAAAGUGAUGGAUUUAGAAGCAAGAACAGUUUCUGUGCUCCCAGUCUGCAAGUCUGACAGCGCUGUGGUGGACGGCUCCCUCCCCAGAGAGAAGCAGAAGACAGUGCCCAGGGUGCCGAAGUCCGCCCCACACAUCGGCCUGCCCCCUGUGACAGUGCAUCCUGGCCAGGCUCUGCAGCUCAGGCUCAGGCUCCAGCUUCCCUCAGGCGCAAAGCUGACUGAAGACGCACCCAGCUGCUGGUUCCUGAAAGCUGAAGGCAAUGAAUGGCUUCUUCAAGAACAGAUCCCAUCUGGAGACAUAGAGAAUAUUUCCAAUCAACCGACAAUUUCCCUGCAGAUUCCUACCGAUUGCUUGUCACUGGAAGCUGUGGUGUCUGUCAUUGUGUUUCUUUAUUACUGCAGUGCAGGCAGCAGUGCAUGUAUGAUGAAAGGAGUCGUGUUCAGGCAGCCUUUGCAGAUAACCAGCACCCAACCAGUCUGUGCAGCUCCUGUAGAGCUCACAUACACAUUCUAGAAAGCUGGCCAGCAGCCCUCACCACAGGCCCUGUCCAUCCUGCCAUCCGUCGUUUAGGGAAAAAAGAAUUACAGAAACCCAUUGCUCAGUUGUAACAACUGAUACCAAAAUAAAGCUGUGUUCCUUAUUAAUAUUCUAAUUAUAAACAAAUUUCAUUUUAGCUGUGUGCUAGCCAAGCCAUUGACCAUCAUUUAACCACAGCGCGGUAAGCUUUGCUGUUAUUUGACACAAGGCGACAGUCCAUGCUGUAUCAGAGAUUAUAUUUGUAGUCAAAACUAAUCAUGCCAGAUAUCUUAAAUAAUCUCUUCUGCCUUUAUCAGUAUCAAUUAGCCAUUUCACAUGUAAAUUUCCAGUAACUUGAGAUGGGCCUAAGCUGUGCACCUUUGUGUCAGGACACCUGCCAUUUAGUGUCUAAGAUCUGCUUAAAGCCAGAACAAAAAGUAUUCAUUUGGUAGAAACAGAGCAUGUGACUAUCUCCUGUGAUUUUUCUCACUUGAGGUAUUUUUAAAAGAGAGUUUUAAUCUAUUUUUAUUAUAAAUUAUUUGUUUUAACAUUCCAUUAUUAAUGCCUUAUAACUUUAUAUAAAAAAGAAAAAAAUAUAUAGAAUUUCUAAGGGCACGCAGACUUACCUUUAACUAUAUUUUAAUAAGCAUAUUCCUGCAGGCAGUGCCUAGCUCCCCAGAAGCACGCUGACUGGGGGUGGAGACUGUGCUGUAUUGCUGUGUGUGUUGGUUUAUUGUAGUAGUUGAGCUUGAUAUAAAUGAGCAUCAUGCUAUUUUGGAAAUUUACAUUUCAGUUUUAAGAGUUAAGUAAUAGAAUUGUUGGGUUUGAGAUUUUUGUUAUUAUUUUGGUUCCCAUAUUUAGAAUUUAAAUUAUGAUCAUUAAUUUUGAUAUUUUGAAAAAUCAUAUAUAAACCUUCAAUUUUCUAUUUUCAGGGUAAAAUAUUUUAAUGUAAUUGACGGGUACAGUUAUACUAAUAUACUUCCAAAACAGUGCCAGUACAUCACUGUGUGUUUCAGCCCUAGUAUUUUUAAAUACUGAAUCUAGUAUUUUUAAAUUACUAGGGCUGAAACACACAGUGAUGUACUGGCACUGUUUGGGUGUUUGUUUUCUUUAAAGCCAGAAGAGAGCACUGGAGGGCACUGGAGAGGUUUGGUUCCCGUUGUUCCUUUAGCUAUCAUAGAUUAUCAUCAUAGCAGCUGCAGAGCUUUGUUUUUCUAGAACUGAGUGGAUUACAAGACUCCAGAAGCACUAUUUGAGCCCCGCCUAUGAAUUCAGUCUGUAUCUGUGGAUGCUGCCUCCCUUCCUUCCACAGAGGCCCUAGGUUUGAAGUAGAAUCAUUCAAGCAUAGUCUAUUGAUAGAUUUUUGAAGUAGUUUUUUGAUAGAUAAUAUUUGCUUGUUUUAUUGUUCAGUUAGCUAAAAAAAGAAAAUCUAAAAAAAAACUUCCUGACUUCAGUUAGUAAUUUGUAAUAGCUAUUUCUCAGGAGCAGAGCAAGCGAGCGAGCAUAAAAGGGAAGGGUUUAGAGUUACACAUGGCUACCCAGGAACCUUUGCUUCUAGACCCAACCAAAGCAGAGGUGUGUAACUACAGUCAAUAGCUGAUAGUCUGUGAUGAGGGCGCCUUAGGAUAUUUCAGCCCUGUUUGAUUUGUUGGAUUCCUCAUUUCCAGUUGGACAGGAUGAGAAUAUUUUGGCUCAGUCAUUUCCUGUUUGAGAACAUAAUCAGUUUCACUCUCUAAAACGGUAUAUAUAGCUUAACUUGUGUGGAAAUGAUUUUUUACUCUGAAAAUACAAGCGUGUAUUCUGUAGUUUCAUGUACCUUGAAAAUCCCCAAAUUCUCUUUAGAAUCACUUGAUUUUUUCCCUUUGCCUGGGUAGGCUCUUACUUGAGUCUUCAGUGACUGAGGGAUGCACAGUGGCUACACACUCCCACCACCUCUCUGCACUGCUGCUCACACUAGAAUGUUAGUGGUGAUGGACAUAGAAAGUCCUCAGUGAGCAGAGCACAUGGUUUACCGGGACCAGGAGUGAGUGACAGAUAGGCACCCACAGGACCAGGAGUGACAGACAAGCACCCACAGGACCAGGAGUGACAGACAAGCACCCACAGGAGGAAGUGGAAGUUGUGAUGCUUCUGAAGCUGCAGCGCCUUCUCUUUUCUCUGAGAGCUUUGUGCUUGCCCUGUGACCUGUCUGCCUUGGGGCUCAUACCACUAAGAUAAGUUAUUUGGGCCUAUUUUUUGCAGUUUGGGAAAUCUGGGAGACAAAAUGAAAAUGUGUAACUAUAGUUUUUGCGCCUAGGCAGAACUGACCAUUUUUUUCUAUCCAUUGAGAAGUCUUCAGCUCAGCCUUUGCCUUUGGCAUGGUGAUGUUUAAGACCGGUCACCAACGGUCAGAGCUGUUACUCAUUUGGAAGGUGUUUCUUUGGCAUGUGCAGAGGCCCUGGGUUCCUUCGUCAGGGGAAAGGAAAUCAGGAAAAGCUAAGUUUUGUAGUGAUCAGUGACAUAAAGCCACGUGCAGGGACUGUCACUGAAGCUCUAAAUGAACAAGCCCGUGCUGUCUCACUGGAAUUCUACCUCUGUAUUCUCAAUGAUCAGAGAUGCUAAAGUAAUCUGAACUGUAAGCACUAAUAGCUUCUCUAAAGCCACUUCUGGUACCAAAGAUGGGGGUCUAUGUAGAGUCCUCUCAUUUACCAGUUUCCUUUAAAGUUGGAGUUGGUGAGGACAGGGAUAAGUACGGGGUUUUAUUAUUUAGCACAGUACGGUGGCAGGAGGGUGGAUCUCGCCCUGUAGAGCAGGGCUGCUGGACCAAGCCUGGGCUUGCAGCCAGGCCUCAGUGAAAUGCUCACACGGCAUUUAGCAUGGAGUAAUUUAUGAACUGCUAUUUAAAUGACAGUAAUUUAUGGCCACAGACAUGGGCUUGAGAUUUUUUUUUUUUUUUUACAACUCGAGUUUCUAAAGCAAAAUAUUUCUCCACCACUUGACAUGUUAGCAGUCCCAGUACAAUCCAGGCUCAAGAAGAAAAAGAACACUUUAUGGUAGAAUGUAUUACCAUUUCAUAAACAAUAUUGUUUAUAAAGAAGCACCUCUCUACUGUAUUGAAGUAUUUAAAAAGACCUGGAACUAUAAUGAAUGUGGUUUUUUUCAAAGAGGGUCCAGACAUAGCUGGAGACACACUACACUCUUAACAACUUGUACAAGAAUCUUCAAAUUAUAACUUGUGUACCCUGGGGUGGUGCGCUCACCCUGGGGUGGUGCUCUCUUCAAUCUUCAGUGUACUUGAGAAUAAUAUUAGGGACUGCGUAGGUGUGUACAUUCCCGAAAAGAAAGCUGCUAUGGCAUGUUGGUAGCUUGUGUGGAGGUUGGGAAGCUCCUGGGAAGUGCCCAGUGCCUAGAACAGGACCUAGUGUGCGCGUGCUGGGUGUCCUCGCUGACUCAAGUGUGGCUGUGAGCAACAGAACUUGACUGAGGCUCCCUACAAAGGGAAAGUGAGAACUUACCCCUGGCCUUCAAUGUGGGCAGAAGGACGCUUCCACUCAUUGAGUUCUUGCCACUGGCUGGGACUUUCCCAGUACUUUGUGUGUGCCGCCCACAUGCAGGCCUCACAGCAGCCUCAGGGUGGAGGAUGGUCCUUCCUCCUUGAAGCCAGGGUUUGAGCAGUUACCUCAGCACCCAAGAGUGCACUUAGGAAGUGGCAGAGCCUGGACAGUUGUCUGCCCCACUGCCUGCUCUGUUGUCUCUCAGACUUGCAAGUUCACAUAUUUCAUACCUUUAUGUAGUAAUUUAUCAAUCCAGAAGAUUCCAGGAGCCCUGGGAAUGAUUGAUUGUGAAAUUCAUUUAAAUUCAUUAAAGCCAUUUAACUCACAUGGCUUCUCAAAGGUUCUCAUCAUCUAGGUCUUGGAAUGGUGUAUAUAACCAUUGGUUCCCCUAACUCACAUGGCUUCUCAAAGGUUCUCAUCAUCUAGGCCUUGGAAUGGUGUAUAUAACCAUUGGUUCCCCUAACUCACAUGGCUUCUCAGAGUUUCUCAUCAUCUAGGCCUUGGAAUGGUGUAUAUAACCAUUGGUUCCCCUAACUCACAUGGCUUCUCAAAGGUUCUCAUCAUCUAGGUCUUGGAAUGGUGUAUAUAACCAUUGGUUCCCCUAACUCACAUGGCUUCUCAAAGGUUCUCAUCAUCUAGGCCUUGGAAUGGUGUAUAUAACCAUUGGUUCCCCUAACUCACAUGGCUUCUCAAACGUUCUCAUCUUCUGGGCCUUGGAAUGGUGUAUAUAACCAUUGGUUCCCAGAGGAUUUUCUCUGCCCUUAAUUUCUGUAACUAGCCAGUUUUUCUUGGCAGGAGUAUGUAUAGACAUCCCAGUUAGCUCAGCAGGACUGUCCCAGCGGCCCGUCAUAAAGAACAUGGCUGGUGCAGGCCUUGAGAAGUCUGCCAUAUCUGACACAAUGUGUUUUGUGAACCAAGGUGAGGUGUGGAGGAAUAAAGUCCUCUGCCUUCCUACAGCCUUAAUGGUCUGGUGUGCUCUGGUCCCUAAUGGUCCCUAGUGACUCAGUGUGGGCGUGUGAGACAAAAUGCCCCACAUAUGCCAGUGGAGGUUUUAGGAGCAUCCUGGUGCAGCGUCUGUCCAUUGUGAGGAAGAGUGAAGCAGUACUGUGGUUCAGUGAGGCGCGAGCCACAUGGGUCAGAAAUGCCAUCUGAUAGUGACAGUAGUCACAUACCUUGAGGCAGACCUCAGUGCUAAUCACCAGGAUUGCUUUUUCCACCUGUGUUUCAAAGCUGAAGUGAAGAAUUAGCACUCACCAAGUCACUGUUUUACCCGGGCUUAAUGAAGUUUGCUUUUCUCCAGUUCUUUGCAAUAGGGUAAUAGACAGAAUGGUCAUAAAAGUUAGAGGCUUGAUAAUCAAGCCACGUGGCAUUCUGGGGCUAAUCAACCUUGUCUCCUGCCUGUGUUGACUUGUGUAGGCUGGUGCCUCAGCUCUUGAGUGGCCGCUAUGAGCACACAGGCUGGGCUGGAAUAGGACACAGCCCUGCCUGCAGGUUUUGCUAGGAUAGCUUUUGCCAUAGCGUGGUCCUUUGGUUUAAUCAUUGUCAGGGGUUAGAGUUGAAAAGCGAAAACCCUGGAUGCUUGUGGAAUGUGUGGCUAGGUGUAGUUACUCAUUGUCUGGUGUCCUUUCCUCCCCGUGUGUCAUUCCUGUGUGCCUGUGGACACUGCUCUCGACAGUCUCCUGACCCAAAGGAAAGUAUUUUCCAAUACACUUCCACCUGUGUCCACCCUCAGCUUUGGCUUAGAAAUGAAUACUGAACCUAGGUACUAUAGUGUCUGGCCUGGCUCAGAAAUGGAUGCGAGCAGUAUUGCUGUCUUAAAGUGAAAUCUGAAGCUCUAAGUGUGGUGCUUGUAGGUUGCUUAGUUUCAGCUUUCCACAUGAAAUUAAUCAGAAGGGAAGUGAAGAUCCACCCUCUGAGAUACGGACAAUUUAAAGAGAAUUUUUAUUAUUCUGUACCUAAUUUCAUGAGAAAAUAUGAUGAGAUAAAUAAGAUCAAACAAUCAGUAAAUUAUACCCAUGGGGAUGAAAGUGCCUAAGUUCCUAGCAUAGCCAUUGAAGACUUCCUGUCUCUGUUUUUAGUUCCACAAGAAAUAUAAUUGUUGACACAGAGUUGGAAUGUGUUAUCAGUGCCUACCUGUGAUAUCAUCAUUGGGAGUUACCUGCAAAAACUCAGCCAGAGCCCGACUCAGCCCGGUGACCUCCACUCUCAGAAACAGCUGUAGUUCCUGUAGAGCCUUUGCUGGGGAGCUGGGGUUCCACGGGGACUCAAGUGGGGAGCAUGGUGCAAUGAUUAUUUUUCUAAAAUUCCUUGUAACUUCUCAGUUUUCUACAGCAGAGAACACUACCUGUAUGACAUCAGGUUGGCUUCCUCACUGUGCACAGGCUGAUAGUAUAGCUUUAGGUCACUUAGGAGACACCAUUACUGUCAUUACUUCCUGCCUUAGGGAAUCGGGACCUCUGUCUGUCACUCCUUCGAGGUGUGCUUCAUGGAUGAUCACAUCACGUUGGAGUGCUUCAUGGAUGAUCACAUCACGUUGGAGAUUCUUGCCAUCUUGUAUGGGUAAAUGGUGUCAUUUAAUUUGUGAGCCUAGAGGUACUCUGCCAUGAUGAUGUCAUGCCUAAACAAUGUGGUGAAAAUCUCAUACAAGUUCAGAACUAGUGUUUCUAGACACGACUUUGUCCUGGAAGGAUUUCCUUGUUAUGCAUUUUAAAGUGUUUGUAGAUGGGUUAAUAUAUUUUUAUGCAAUCUAUUUUACACUUAUUUCUAGACCAAACUCUUAGUGGCUUCUUCACGUGCAUUACUGGGUGGAUCAGAGCUUCACUAACAUGAGACGUGUGGAACCGAGGGUCGAGGAAGCACGAGUGUGUUCCUUGUACUUGCAAACCUAAAGCUCUUCCAAAGCUUUGUACUUUUUUUCAUGAAACAGAUUAAAUAUUUUUCUCUCCAAA
Messenger RNA from Mastomys coucha (southern multimammate mouse), 9046 nucleotides. RefSeq names its product NHL repeat containing 2 (gene Nhlrc2). Bases 385 to 2562 code for a protein of 725 amino acids. Gene Ontology annotation, molecular function: protein binding. The transcript is spliced from 11 exons. NCBI's taxonomy places the organism in Eukaryota, Metazoa, Chordata, Mammalia, Rodentia, Muridae. The record is from RefSeq and is a predicted model, not a curated record.